AUGCGUGCGGCGCGCUACUACGGACGUGGUGACAUCCGGAUUGACACGAUUCCCCGCCCGGUGCUGCAGCCCGGCAGCGUCGCCAUCGACGUGGCCUACUGCGGCAUCUGCGGCUCCGACCUGCACGAGUAUGUUGAGGGGCCAAUCUUCGUGCCCACCUGCGGCCGCCCCCAUCCUGUCAGCAAAGAGGCGGCCCCGGUGACGCUGGGCCACGAGAUGUCCGGCGUGGUCGCUGAAGUGGGGGAGGGCGUCGACCACGUCAAGGUUGGCGACAGCGUUGUCGUCGAGCCGUACAUCAUCGAUCCGAAGGUCGACACGGGCCCGGACAACGACGCAUACCACAUUUCCAAGGGGAUGGGGUUCAUCGGGCUGUGCGGGCGCGGCGGCGGGCUGUCUGAGCGCAUCGUCGUCGAGAAGCGCUGGGUGCACCCCGUAGGCAAUGUUCCGCUCGAUGAGGCCGCGCUCAUCGAGCCCCUCAGCGUGGGAUACCACGCGUUCCAGCGCAGCGGGGGGAAGAAGGGCGACUUCGCCCUCGUCACGGGUGCCGGGCCUAUCGGCCUCCUCACCGCGUCCGUCCUCAAGGCUGAGGGACUGACCGUCGCCAUCUCCGAGCCGUCCAGCCUGCGCCGGCAGAAGGCGCAGGAGACGGGCGUCGCAGACCACAUCUUCGACCCGCGCUCAGCGAACAUCGUCGAGGAGAUCUUGAAGCUGCGGCCUGGCGGCGCGGACAUUGCGUUUGAGUGCACGUCCGUGCAGCCAGCGUUCGACACGCUCAUUGAUGCGGUGCGCCCGCGCGGCGUCGUCGUUGUCGUCAGCAUCUGGGGACACAAGGCGGAGAUGGACAUGCAGAAGCUCGUGCUGAAGGAGAUCGACGUGCGCGGCACCAUUGCCUACGUCCACUCGCACCCCGAGACGAUCAAGCUCGUACAGAGUGGCAAGAUUAACCUCAAGCCGUUCAUCACGAGCGUCAUCGGUCUCGACCAGCUCGUGAGCGACGGCUUCGAGACACUCAUCCACCGCAACGAGACGGCGGUCAAGAUCCUCGUCGACCCGAAGAAGUAA
Cutaneotrichosporon oleaginosum is the source of this 1062-nucleotide messenger RNA. RefSeq lists its product as uncharacterized. Gene Ontology annotation, molecular function: zinc ion binding; oxidoreductase activity. The record is from RefSeq and is a predicted model, not a curated record. Lineage: Eukaryota; Fungi; Basidiomycota; Tremellomycetes; Trichosporonales; Trichosporonaceae.